Molecule: messenger RNA, 630 nt
Organism: Lasiosphaeria miniovina
Lineage: Eukaryota; Fungi; Ascomycota; Sordariomycetes; Sordariales; Lasiosphaeriaceae
Exons: 5
Coding region: 1-630 (209 amino acids)
Source: RefSeq, a predicted model, not a curated record
AUGGCCAAGCUCUCCAUCGCGGCUCUAGUUGCUACGGUGUAUAUUCCCAGUGUACGGAGUAGCCUAGGGUCCAUGUUUGCCCACGAUUUCCACACCCGACGCACGCGGAGGCUUGUGUCUACUAUCACGCCCGAGGCCCUCUGCAACGGCCCUUGCGGGCACAAGGCAAACGGCCUGGGAGGGGUGAAAGCACGUUUACGGGGGGUAUUGAAAGGCAAUGUCAUUCCUCCGUACUCUUUGGGGAAUCCCCCUCCCUCCACCAACGGCGGGGUGGCCGGGACCGAUUUGGAGAAAAAGACCCUGGCCGCCCCACAACAACAACAAGUCAUUGAGCUCUCGAACGAGUACGGGAUGAAACCUUUCGACGCUCGAGUUCGAGACAGCAAGACGGCGAGCCGGAGCCUCGUGCCCUACCGACCACAGUGCCGGUCUCACCAGCACCCUAGAGGCACAAACGGCAAGCUCGUAAGCGAUAUUGAGCUCCUCGGCUUGGAUCCGCCUGGGGUCGUGUUCACAUGCAGUGUUGAGGACCUGGCGGGUCUCGGUGAGGAUUUGAACAAGGACAGGGCCCGAAGCAGCAGCUUGCUAGCCAUCUACCCGCUCACCACGCCUCGGCGGGGUGAGAAUUGA